Hypoxylon fragiforme is the source of this 4206-nucleotide messenger RNA. Its product is annotated as DNA-directed RNA polymerase II subunit RPB2. NCBI's taxonomy places the organism in Eukaryota, Fungi, Ascomycota, Sordariomycetes, Xylariales, Hypoxylaceae. The transcript has 3 exons. Gene Ontology annotation, biological process: DNA-templated transcription. Bases 168 to 3947 code for a protein of 1259 amino acids. Gene Ontology annotation, molecular function: ribonucleoside binding; DNA binding; DNA-directed RNA polymerase activity. The record is from RefSeq and is a predicted model, not a curated record. Gene Ontology annotation, cellular component: RNA polymerase II, core complex.
AUUAUUCUGCAUCAAUCAUUCAACACCUUGACUUUCAAUUACGCCUAUUUUCAACAUCUUCCAUGAUCACAUUCUUUUACGUUUAAUACUCUCUCCCAGCCGACUUACCCUCACGUCCUCCAUCGCAACAGCCGAUAAGAUCAAAUUUAAUCUAGAAACAUUGCAUCAUGGCCGAUUACGAUGAGGGUUACGAGUAUGAGGAGGAGUAUGCCGAUGAUUCCAUUACGCCGGAAGAUUGCUGGACUGUCAUUGGUUCUUAUUUCAAGAGAAAGGGUUUAGUGUCUCAACAGAUCGACUCUUUCAAUGACUUUCAAGAGACCACCAUUCAAGAAUUAGUCGAAGAGUACUCCCAAAUCAGCGUCGAUGAGCACAACCCUCCUUCCCCCGAAGGCCGCACCAUCGCCCUUCGUCGAUAUGAUCUCAAACUUGGACAUGUCACCAUUGCUCGGCCCGUCGCUAUGGAGAGUGACAAUACAUCCGGUCCACUUCUACCCUACGAGUGCCGCGAUCGUAACAUGACAUAUGCUGCUCCUAUCUAUGUUAAGGUCGAUAGUAAGGUCACCGCAUGUAUCGAACAAGACAUCCCCCUGCACGAAAUGGACGAAGAACAGCAGGCUGAAGCACGCGCUACCGGCAAGCACCCAGUACGCCUAGUUUGGGAAGAAGAAGAGAACGUUCUGGAGUCGCCUCUUACCGAGAAGGGCAAGACAAGUGACCAAGUUUUCAUCGGCAAACUUCCCAUUAUGAUCAAGUCCAAGGCUUGCCAUCUCAACGGCGAGAGCGAGGACGAUCUUUUCAUGUUGAACGAGUGCCCAUAUGAUCAAGGUGGAUAUUUCAUCAUCAACGGUAGCGAAAAGGUUCUUAUUGCUCAAGAAAGAUCGGCUGCGAACAUUGUUCAGGUUUUCAAGAAGGCCCAGCCUAGCCCGUUCUCUUACAUCGCUGAGAUCCGAAGUGCUCUCGAAAAAGGAUCGAGACUCAUCUCAUCACUAAUGUUGAAGCUGUAUACCAAAGGCGAUGCAUCAAGGGGCGGCUAUGGCCAAACUAUUCAUACGACCCUCCCAUUCGUGCGAGCUGACACUCCUAUUGCGAUUGUCUUCCGCGCUCUGGGCGUGGUCAGCGAUGAAGAUAUUUUAAAUUACAUCUGUUACGACCGCAACGAUAGCCAAAUGCUCGAGAUGUUACGUCCCUGCAUCGAAGAAGCCUUUUGCAUCCAGGACCGUGAGGUUGCUCUAGAUUUCAUCGGGAAACGUGGAAGGGACUCUCACAAUACCACGGCGCGAGAGCGUCGUGUGCGGGCUGCUAAGGAUAUCUUGCAGAAAGAAAUGCUUCCUCAUAUAUCCCAGUCGGAAGGAUGCGAGACCAGGAAGGCGUUCUUCCUCGGUUAUAUGGUUCACAAGCUAUUGCAAUGCGCCCUGGGCCGCCGCGAUGUCGAUGAUCGGGAUCACUUCGGAAAAAAGCGUCUCGACCUAGCUGGUCCCUUGCUUGCCAAGUUGUUCAGGAAUAUUGUUCGUCGAUUGGUAACGGAGAUUUCGCAGCAUUUGAGACGUUGUAUCGACCAAAACAGACGCUUCCAAAUCGAGCUUGCCGCAAAGCCUGCGAUUAUUACAAAUGGACUCAAAUACUCGCUCGCUACAGGAAACUGGGGUGAUCAGAAGAAGGCCAUGAGUUCGACCGCCGGUGUGUCUCAAGUCUUGAACCGAUACACGUUCGCAUCGACCCUUUCUCAUUUGAGAAGAACCAACACUCCUAUUGGAAGAGACGGAAAAUUGGCGAAGCCUCGGCAGCUUCACAACACGCAUUGGGGCCUUGUCUGUCCAGCCGAGACGCCCGAAGGCCAAGCCUGUGGACUGGUCAAAAAUCUGUCGUUGAUGUGCUCUAUCAGUGUGGGUACUUCGACUGAUCCUAUCGUAGACUAUAUGAUCACUCGAAGCAUGGAUGUUUUAGAAGAGUACGAGCCCAAGACCAAUCCUAAUGCCACGAAGAUCUUCUUGAACGGCUCUUGGAUUGGCACGCACACAGACCCCAAGGCUCUCGUCAGAGAUAUUCAGGAAUUACGACGAGCCAACCAGAUUCCGUCUGAGGUCUCACUGGUGCGCGACAUUCGCGAUCGUGAGUUCAAGAUCUUCUCUGAUGCUGGUCGUGUUAUGCGCCCACUAUUCGUCGUUCAACGAGAGGAUGAUCCGGAGAAGGGUAUUGUCAAGGGCUCCUUGGCUCUUACCAAGGAGAUGAUACAGAGGCUGGAGGCCGACAAUGAUCAAGAUCCUGAGAGUGAGGAUUAUUUUGGCUGGCAAGGACUAGUUAAUGACGGUGCUAUUGAAUACCUCGACGCCGAAGAAGAGGAGACGGCGAUGAUAUGCAUGACGCCGGAGGAUCUUGAGACAUUCCGUCUGACCAAGGCUGGCUAUGAAAUGAGCCAGGACAACGGCGAUGAAAUCAACAAGAGGUUGAAAACCAAAGUGAAUCCCACAACUCACAUGUACACACAUUGCGAGAUCCAUCCUAGCAUGCUCCUAGGAAUCUGUGCCAGUAUUAUUCCUUUCCCAGAUCACAAUCAGUCACCCAGAAAUACAUACCAGUCGGCUAUGGGUAAGCAAGCUAUGGGGUUUUUCCUUACAAAUUACAACCGACGUAUGGACACGAUGGCAAACAUUCUUUACUACCCGCAAAAGCCUCUUGGCACCACACGUUCUAUGGAAUUUUUGAAGUUCCGCGAGCUUCCGGCUGGACAAAACGCUAUCGUGGCCAUCGCUUGUUACUCGGGAUACAACCAAGAAGAUUCCGUCAUCAUGAACCAGAGUAGCAUCGAUCGAGGUCUGUUCCGCAGUCUUUUCUUCAGAUCCUAUAGCGACUGCGAAAAGCGUGUUGGCAUCAACACGGUGGAAUCAUUCGAGAAGCCGUUCAAGAGCGACACGUUACGGCUCAAACAGGGCACGUACGAUAAGCUUGACGACGAUGGCAUUGUUGCCCCCGGAGCCCGCGUCAUUGGAGAGGACAUCAUCAUCGGAAAGACGUCACCCAUCAACCCAGACAACGAAGAGAUGGGACAGCGAACUAAAAAUCACACCAAACGUGACGCUUCCACGCCUCUGCGCAGCACGGAGAGUGGUAUUGUCGACUCUGUCAUCGUCACGACUAACCAGGAUGGCCUCCGUUACGUCAAGGUCCGCGUUCGAACUACGAAGAUUCCCCAGAUCGGCGACAAGUUCGCCUCUCGCCACGGCCAGAAGGGAACCAUUGGUGUUACAUACAGACAAGAAGACAUGCCCUUUACUUGCGAGGGCAUUGUCCCCGACAUAAUCAUUAACCCGCAUGCUAUCCCAUCUCGUAUGACUAUUGCUCAUUUGAUCGAGUGUUUGCUUAGUAAAGUUUCCACCCUGAAGGGGAUGGAGGGAGAUGCGACGCCAUUUACCGAUGUUACGGUAGAUUCGGUAUCCGGACUUUUGCGCGAACACGGAUACCAGUCGCGCGGUUUCGAGAUCAUGUACCAUGGCCACACCGGGCGCAAGCUCCGAGCGCAGGUCUUCUUUGGGCCAACGUACUACCAACGUCUUCGACAUAUGGUGGACGACAAGAUUCAUGCUCGAGCACGUGGCCCGGUACAGAUCAUGACGCGACAGCCUGUUGAGGGUCGUGCGAGAGAUGGAGGUCUCCGUUUCGGAGAGAUGGAACGUGAUUGCAUGAUUGCUCAUGGUGCCGCCUCUUUCCUGAAGGAGCGUCUAUUUGAAGUAUCGGAUGCUUUCAGAGUACACGUCUGCGAGAUCUGUGGACUCAUGACGCCCAUAGCUAUCCUCAGCAAGGGUUCGUUCGAAUGUCGUCCCUGCAAGAACAAGACGAAGAUCGCACAGAUUUAUAUUCCAUACGCUGCCAAGCUUCUAUUCCAGGAGCUUCAGGCUAUGGGUAUCGCAACUCGCAUGUUCACCGACCGCUCCGGUGUCAGCAUCCGCUAGGCAACAGUUGGAGGGGAGUCGAACCAAAGCGUGGUGGUGGUUCUUUUGUGCCUAGAUAGGUGCCUAAUAUCUUUGCGGCAGUAGACAACUUUCUAGUUGAUCGAUCCCGUCUAGUUUGUGUAUACUUGCAUAGGGUUGGCGUUUGCCUUACUUCUUGAUUUUUAAUUAUAUGAGCCGAGAGUCAAAAGUGGAAAUCGACCAUAUAGCAAUUGCAGGUCGGGCGUCCCGGUUUUCUGGCUUUGGUCCCUUUUUUCCAAGA